Colletotrichum paranaense is the source of this 762-nucleotide messenger RNA. RefSeq lists its product as uncharacterized. The coding region runs from base 1 to 762 and encodes 253 amino acids. The transcript is spliced from 3 exons. Gene Ontology annotation, cellular component: mediator complex; core mediator complex. Gene Ontology annotation, biological process: regulation of transcription by RNA polymerase II. Lineage: Eukaryota; Fungi; Ascomycota; Sordariomycetes; Glomerellales; Glomerellaceae. Gene Ontology annotation, molecular function: transcription coregulator activity. The record is from RefSeq and is a predicted model, not a curated record.
AUGGCCGACAAUCCAGAAGAGCCAUCGCAAAAUGCGCUGGCCUCGACGUUCCCCAACCCGCCGCCGUUCUGGAGAGACUUUACCCCGGAAAACGUCGCCAGGAUAGAAGAGCUGCGAAAAGCGCAAGCAGAAAAGGAUGGCGUUGCUGUCAAGAACUUGCCAGCCCGCAUACCAGAUGUUCCCGAAAGCCUCAUGAAUCUCCAACCUCCGGCUGAGCCGCCAGCAGGAACAUGGAAAGUCUUGGGCGGAAACUAUACGCUCGACGAUAAGCUUCCUUCUCUCGAGGAAGGUGAAAUCAAGCGAUUGGUACCGGCGCAUUCGGAGGAGAAGGACGGAAAGCAUCUCGAUCGAGCAUUCGAGCUCAAGAAAAUGGCCAAGUCUCUGCUGCUUAACUUUCUCGAGCUCGUUGCCGUCAUGGCUACGGUGCCAGACGACGCUGCGGCGAAAAUUGAAGAUUUGCGCACCAUCUUCAUCAACUUCCACCACGUCCUGAACGAAUAUCGACCCCAUCAAGCUCGCGAAUCGGCCAUUGCGCUGAUGCAAUCCAAUCUCGAUCGUACCAGAGCGGAAACAGCUGCGAUUCGAGCACAGGUUGACACGGCCAAGCGAGUUCUCGAGGGCUUAGGAAGCAUUGAUACACCCAAAGUACCGGAUAUCAUCAGCUCAGUCGUUGACGGCGAGCUGACUAGUAAAGAAGCGGAGACUUUUGCCAAGACAAGAGAACAAGAAGUAUGGGGAGAGGCGGAUGCUUUGUUUCUUUAG